GAAUAAACCGUCGUCGUUUUGAAGGAAUUAUUACAGAGUUCAACCUGCACCUCUCCUUGGUUACUUCCCUUAUUCUCACUCCUGUAAUUUUUUUCCACUCUUCUGUGUAUAAAUAUAUAUCCGAUUUUCUCAAAGCUACACACAAAGAGGAAGAAGAGUGUUUUUUUUUCCCUUGGUGAAUUAAGAAAAACUAUGGCGGAAUCUGUGGAUCUUCCGAGCCGUUUAGCGAUUCUUCCAUUUAGGAACAAAGUAUUGUUACCUGGUGCGAUCAUUAGAAUUCGCUGUACUUCACCUAGCAGGGGAGCCUUGAAGUAACUGGUAAAGUUGCUGUCAUGUUACGAGGAGGUUUACGAGUUCAAGUCAUGGAAACAACUUCUUGCAGAAAUGCAGGUGUAAAGUUGGUGGAGCAGGAGUUAUGGCAGAGAGAAGAGAAGGGACUGAUUGGAAUAUUACCCGUUAGAGAUUCAGCUGAGAUUGCCACUUCGGGUACUGCAGUAUCUUCAGGCGUGGGUGGAGAAUCAGCUGAACGAGGCUUGAAAAAUCAGGCUGGUAUAUCAGAAAAUCACAAGCUUGAUUCAAAAAAUCAACAGGAAGUUAUACACUGGCAUGAUAGGGGAGUUGCAGCCCGUGCUUUACAUCUCUCGAGAGGAGUUGAGAAACCAAGUGGCAGAGUUACAUACAUAGUUGUACUAGAGGGCUUAUGCAGAUUCAAUGUGCAGGAGCUUAGUACCAGAGGAACGUAUUAUACAGCACGGAUCACUUCUCUUGAUAUGACCAAGGGUGAGAUGGAGUUAAUUGAGCAAGAUCAAGAAUUCGUGGCAUUGUCUCGUCAAUUUAAAGCCACUGCGAUGGAGCUCAUUUCCAUUCUUGAGCAGAAGCAGAAGACUGGUGGCAGAACGAAGGUUCUUCUGGAGACGGUCCCUGUCCAUAAAUUGGCUGAUAUUUUUGUAGCUAGUUUUGAGAUAAGCUUUGAGGAACAACUAUCCAUGCUGGAUUCUGUUGAUGUUAAAGUAAGGCUUUCGAAAGCUACUGAGCUCGUUGAUAGGCAUCUACAGUCAAUUCGUGUAGCAGAGAAAAUCACCCAAAAGGUUGAGGGGCAGUUAUCGAAGUCUCAGAAAGAAUUUCUGUUGCGACAACAGAUGAAGGCCAUAAAGGAGGAACUUGGUGACAAUGAUGAUGAAGAAGAUGAUUUGGUUGCAUUGGAGAGGAAGAUGCAAGGAGCAGGAAUGCCUGCAAGUAUCUGGAAACAUGCUCUGAGGGAACUAAGGAGACUCAAAAAAAUGCAGCCUCAGCAACCUGGCUAUAAUAGCUCUCGUGUUUAUCUGGAACUACUUGCUGAUCUUCCCUGGGAGAAGGCCAGCCCAGAACUUGAAUUGGAUUUAAAAGCUGCAAAAGAGCGUCUUGAUGCUGACCAUUAUGGUUUAUUGAAGGUCAAACAACGGAUAAUCGAAUAUCUAGCUGUUCGGAAGCUCAAACCAGAUGCGAGAGGUCCUGUGUUGUGCUUUGUGGGUCCACCAGGUGUUGGGAAGACAUCUUUGGCUUCUUCUAUUGCUGCUGCUCUGGGCAGAAAGUUUAUACGCAUCUCCCUUGGUGGUGUCAAAGAUGAGGCCGAUAUCAGAGGGCAUAGGAGAACAUAUAUUGGAAGCAUGCCUGGGCGUCUUAUUGAUGGGUUGAAGAGAGUAGCUGUUUGCAAUCCUGUUAUGCUGCUGGAUGAGAUUGACAAGACUGGGUCUGAUGUGAGGGGAGAUCCUGCAUCUGCAUUACUGGAGGUUCUUGAUACCGAACAGAAUAAAACAUUCAAUGAUCACUAUUUGAAUGUGCCAUUUGACCUAUCAAAGGUUAUCUUUGUGGCAACUGCAAACAGGAUGCAGCCAAUUCCUCCCCCACUCUUGGACAGAAUGGAAGUCAUUGAGCUGCCUGGAUACACACCAGAAGAAAAGCUUAAGAUAGCAAUCAGGCAUUUAAUUCCUCGAGUUCUUGAUCAGCAUGGUUUAAGUUCUGAUUUCCUUCAGAUACCCGAGGAUAUGGUGAAACUUGUAAUCCAAAGGUACACGAGGGAAGCAGGUGUACGUAAUCUAGAAAGGAAUUUAGCUGCCUUAGCACGUGCAGCUGCGGUCAAAGUUGCAGAACAAGAGCAUUUAGUUCCUUUCUCCAAAGAUGUGCAACGCCUUUCUUCACCACUGUUGGAUGGCAAACUUGCUGAGAGCGCCGAGGUUGAAAUGGAAGUUAUCCCUAUGGGUGUCAAUAAUCAUGAUAUCUCCGAUGCGUUUAAGGUUGCCUCACCUAUGGUGGUUGAUGAACCUAUGGUAGAAAAGGUGCUUGGUCCACCUAGGUAUGAUGACAGAGAAACAGCAGAACGAGUUGCCAAUCCUGGUGUAUCUGUUGGACUGGUGUGGACAGCAUUUGGUGGAGAGGUUCAGUUUGUAGAGGCCACAGCAAUGGUGGGAAAAGGUGAUCUUCAUCUCACUGGCCAACUUGGGGAUGUUAUCAAAGAAUCUGCUCAGAUUGCAUUGACAUGGGUACGUGCCAGAGCCACAGAACUGAAGCUAGCUAUUUCUGAAGAAACUAAUCUUCUAGAGGGCCGAGAUAUUCACAUUCAUUUCCCCGCCGGAGCUGUACCCAAGGACGGACCCUCAGCUGGUGUAACCCUGGUUACAUCACUUGUUUCAUUGUUCAGUAAAAGAAGAGUAAGAGCAGACACAGCAAUGACAGGAGAGAUGACUCUCCGUGGUAUGGUCUUGCCUGUUGGUGGUGUCAAGGAUAAGGUUUUGGCUGCCCAUAGAUACGGUAUUAAAAGAGUUAUACUACCAGAGAGGAACUUGAAGGACCUGGUGGAAGUCCCAGCGACUGUGCUUUCAAGUCUUGAGAUAAUACUUGCUAAACGUGUGGAAGAUGUGCUGGACCAAGCAUUUGAAGGUGGUUGCCCGUGGAGACAGCAUUCAAAAUUAUGAAAAUAGACUUCCCCCCUUAGCUAACAGAGAAACUCUGCCAACAAAAACAGUUCGGGCAUGUAUAUCGGAGGCCAGAGCUCAUUAUGCAUAAAAAGAAAUGUUAACAGGAUCAACGCAUAACCAUAUAUUCAAGAACAUACUUAACAGAGGUCUCUGAAAAUGUUCUCCAUGUAUUAUUCUUGCCUCUUAUUCAGCUGUAUUUAUAAAUGAUUAUUCUUUCUUUUUUCUUUUGAAUAUUUUCCAAAAUUUCACUCUGUAUAAGCAAGCUUUCAUUUAAGUCGACACGGCCAGGCAUGGUGGUGCUUGUUUUCCAGGCAUUCGUAUGUAAUCUGCAGUUAUUUUUUUGUAUGUAGUUGCAGGCAGGUCCUGAGUUUAAGCUCCAAACAAUUAUUUAAGUUUCUUCCCCUUUCAGAAAAGAACCAUUUUACAAUAA
Capsicum annuum is the source of this 3384-nucleotide messenger RNA. RefSeq names its product lon protease homolog 2, peroxisomal. Gene Ontology annotation, cellular component: peroxisomal matrix. NCBI's taxonomy places the organism in Eukaryota, Viridiplantae, Streptophyta, Magnoliopsida, Solanales, Solanaceae. Gene Ontology annotation, biological process: protein catabolic process; protein processing; protein quality control for misfolded or incompletely synthesized proteins. Gene Ontology annotation, molecular function: ATP binding; serine-type endopeptidase activity; ATP hydrolysis activity. The coding region runs from base 333 to 2951 and encodes 872 amino acids. The record is from RefSeq and is a predicted model, not a curated record. The transcript has 18 exons.